AUGAACAGACAAGAAAUAAUGAACAUGAAACCAGAAAAGAAAAUAUCAAAUUAUGGUUUCAGUCUAAAGGCAAUUCUUGGUAAAGGCUCUUAUGGAACUGUCUACUUUGGUAGAGAAAUGAAUACUUGUAUAAUAUAUUCUAAUAAAAAAUAGAACUUCCAGUUGCUCUAAAGGUCAUUGAUCAUUCCAAAACUCAAAACUAUACCUAAUUAUAUUCAUCACUCCAUAAGGAAAUAGAAAUUAUGAAAAAAUUAAAGCAUUCCAACAUUGUUGAAUUAUAUGAAGUAUAUUCUACACCAAAUAACACAUAUUUGGUAUAAGAAUAUUGUAAUGGACCUGAUUUAAAAUAGUAUUUAUAAGAAAAAAAGAUAUUGGAAGAAGAUCAAGCUAUUAAAAUGAUUAAAUAAAUAGCAAAUGGACUAAAAGAAAUAGUUAGCAAUAAUUUUAUACAUCGAGAUCUUAAACCAGCUAACAUUUUGAUGCAUGAUGGUUAAUGUAAAAUAGGAGAUUUUGGAUUUUCAAGACCAUUACCAUCAGAAUGUGUGAUGGAAUCUUUAGUAGGAACUCCUCUCUAUAUGGCACCUUAAAUCUUAACAAAAUAAUAAUAUACUUCAAAAUGUGAUGUAUGGUCAUUAGGACUAAUAUUUUAUGAAAUGUUAUUUGGUACUCUACCAUGGAUGGCCACAAACUAUAUGGAGUUGAUUUAUAGAAUUAAUAACUGCAAAUUGACAUUCCCAAAAAAUAAUAAAAUCUCAAAAGAAUCUCUCAGCUUUAUUCAAGGAUGUUUACAUAAAGAUGAAGUUUAAAGAUUUAGUUGGAAUGAAGUCUUUCUACAUCCUUUAAUUAAACCAUAAAUGAAAAUUCCCAUAGAUCCAGGAUUUAAUGAAAUCUUUAGUCCAAAAUUUUCAACUCAUAGACAAAAUUAAUCUAAUGAUAAAUCUGCUCUACCAACUCUUAGAGAAAGAAGUUGUUCUGGAAAGAAUCCACAAAAUAAACUUAUUGAAUAUAAGAGUGAAAUUAAAAUAGAAUAAAAAUAAGAACCACCUCCUGCAAGUUCUAGUUAAUAAUCAACUGAAGGAGAAGAAAAUACAAAAGUAGGAAAGUACUAUCUACCUAAAUAAUAAGACAAAUUAAGAAGGACAAGAUCAUAAUUUGAGAAUAUUAAACCUAAUUAAACUGAAAUUAAUCCUAAAAGGUAGAUCUAAUAACCUUUACCAUCUAAUGGGAAUCUAAUUAAAUAGGCAUUUCCAAGUAAAAAACGUAAUCUUUUCGAUUUAUUUAAAAAAAACAAUGUUUGCAAAUUGAAGUCAAAUUCUGAAGUGAUUAUUUAAUUGCUAGACCUAAUUGCAUCAUUAGAAAAAGAAGUAAAAAAUUAAGAUAUGGAUUUGGAAGCCUUCCUUAAUAAAGAAAGAACUGCAAUUACUAAUGGACACUAAAAUUAAGCUAUAAGAAUUAAAAUUGCUUAAUAAUAUCUUAAUAAACUUGAAGGUCGCAAGAAAAGGAAAUUAGAAACCUUUAUUACAUUAUUACAAAAAGAUCUAGAAAAUGAAGAAAGCCCUUUUAAUUAACCAAUAUAAAAUAAUGUAGCAUCACCAUUAUAGUUUCAAUCUUGA
This is a messenger RNA of Paramecium pentaurelia, 1613 nucleotides long. The record is from the annotation of a GenBank genome assembly. NCBI's taxonomy places the organism in Eukaryota, Ciliophora, Oligohymenophorea, Peniculida, Parameciidae.